AUGCCUACAGUUGCGCAUCAUUCAACACAAACGUCAUCGACGUAUGACGGUCUCUCGACGCCGUCGAAGCUACACGCCGAGAAGGUCGAUGUCAACACUGAAGAAGCUGCCCUUCCGGCCCCCGUCGUCCACUUCUCGCCGACAAGCAGGAGCUCCCGGCGGUGCAAACAGCGCGCACGGAUAAGCGAAUCGACGGCGCGGACGCUCAAGAACCAGUGGGACAGGCUCCUGCGCAAGUUCGGCGCCGGCACAGCACCAUCAGCUUCCUCGGUAGACUUAGAUGCGGAGAGCAACCAGGAGCGUGCGUCAGUCUACGGACAUUACAAUCCGGAGUGGAAGCGGCUAGAGGCGGCGGACGAAAUUGAUGAGGUUGUUGUGGACAGGGAAUGGGGUGAGGACGUCAAGUCGACGAGUGUGCAUUCUGGACAUGGUGGCGACAAGAGCGGCACUGGGCAGCCCGUGCAGGCAUCGGGCGGGGACGCAGACAGCUUGGCCGUAUUUCAUGACGACGCACACAACAAUAGUCUGGUAUACGCUUACCUGCGAUAUAGACUAUGGCCAUCAAUCAAAAGCUUUUUCGUGACGGAAUUCAUUGACGAAAAGUCAGAGGAACAGUACAGGAAGGAGAACUGGUUUAUGGGCAAGCACCUGGCCCUCUGGUCCGCUGGAUUCUUCGUUCUCAACUGGCUACUGUCAUGCGCCUUUAUCCCCAAGCCCAUAACUCUCGCUGACAAGAUUUUUCACUACGGCGUCGCUCCUCUUUUCACGUUACCCAUCUUCUUCCUAGUCCUUUGGGACUUCCCGCGGGAUAGGAACUGGAUAUAUCAGACAAUUCUCGUGAUAGCGACCUGGAUGUGGGGCGUAUUCCAAAUUUUGGUCAUCUAUGCCAACGGGCCACCGACUAUCGCAUUGUUCGGGUUGGGCUUGCAUAGGUUUCCUGCCUUUCUGGGUUCACUAACGUUCGCGGUGCUGUAUGUUUCCGCUAUGUGCAGCUCCUUUGGGAUGAUUAUUCCCGACCGCCCAACUUGGGUCCGGAGUAAGUCACACGUUAUCAAUUUUCUAUGCUAUCAAGCAUUCCUCCUGUAUUUGCAUUACAUGCGAGAGAACUCUGAGCGCAGGCUCUAUACUCUCCGUGACCAGCUCAAGGUCCAAUACCGGGCAACGCAGAAGGCGCAGGUCAACGAAAGCAAAGCAUCUGACUCAAAACGCCGGCUCACGUCUUACGUCUUCCAUGAAGUGCGCGUGCCGCUCAACACUGCGUUGCUGGCAGUUCAGAACAUGGCCGCAUCUGGUGCAGUGGCGAAGGGGCAGGAAAUUGAGUUCAGAGCGCUCGAGGGCAGUCUCAGCAUGAUGUCCAAAGUGCUCAACGACGUGCUCGACUUCAAUCGGAUGGACAGCGGGCGCUUCGAGAGCGUGUCGAGGCCGUACCCGUUCCACAAGGUCAUGCGCUCAUUGUUCGUCCCCCUCCGCAUGGCGACGGACGCACGCAGCCUGUCGUUCGUCACGGAGCUCGAUAAGAGCAUUGAUGACAUCUCGCGCAAAGCACUAUACGAGGCACAAGGCAUGAGCGAGCAGGAGGCCCUCAAGAUGAUUGCUGAGCACCCGGAUGAAGAUGGGAUCGUGGUUGGGGACGAAACGCGGUUACGGCAGAUUGUGACAAACCUGGCGAGCAACGCGUGCAAGUUCACAGCGGCUGGCGGGCAGCUCACUAUCACAACCCGGCUCGUCCUUCCGCACGCCACGGCUCCGUCACGGCACGACUCGGAGACGCUCACUGCCUCAGACGUCUCCAAGGAGCAAAAGGAAGCUGCAAACGGCAGUCCUGCCUCGAACUUCAGGGAGCUGGCAGCAACUGAGAAGCAGCUGCACCCGCAGCUGUCGCGCAAGCAUCUUGCGAGGCACAACUCGAUUCACUCGAAGCCUGCGGUGACCGAGAACGUCAUCGUGCGUAUCGAGGUCACGGAUACUGGAUGCGGAAUUAAGCCGAUUGACAUGGUAAAGUGUAGGCUGUUUUCGGCGUUUAACCAGACAGAUGUGGGGAGGCAGCAGGGCGGCAAGGGUACCGGUCUCGGGUUGGCUCUUGUGCGACAAAUCGUCAAGCUCAGCGGAGGGCGGCUCGGCGUGCAGUCGAAGGUUGGCAGGGGCUCGACUUUUUGGGUGGAACUUCCACUCGGAGUCGGGCCAAAGGCGUUGGCCUUCGCGACGACUCCACAGUUUGUGCCGCAGACAGAGGGAGCGAGGCACUCUGGCUUCAGAGACUAUGUGCAUGAUCAUCUGCGCACUGGUAGUGCGGAAUCGAGGUGGUCGGGAUCACCAUCACAACGCGGUUCUCUCCGUCAGGCAGCUUCGGCUAUGCACACCAUCAUGGAACAGGGCGGGCUAGUUGAGAUUUCGACAGACUCGAACACUCAAGGACAAGUGCUGACCCGAACACUCGGCGACCCAUCGACAGGAACAGAUCCAACACCUUCUGUACCGGUGACGACACCAGAGUCGUCUCCCACGCAAGAACACCCAAGACCGCCGCUGAUAUCCGAACAGCUCUCCGACGUUACAGUGCGACCGCGGUUCGUGGCGCUUCCCUCGAGGCAACGCUUCUCGGCAGAGCAGCUCCAGGGCUUCCUCGACCCGCCCGGCUCGAACUCCGGCUCGCCCGCGGGCACGCCCUCGUCUUCCGGCGGGUGGGAGUUGGGCAUACGCGUACUCGUCGUCGACGACGACCCGCUGACGCGCAAGCUCAUGACGCGGAUGCUCACGCGCCUGGGAUGCAAGGUCUCAACAGCUGAGAACGGCGAGAUUGCGCUCGAGCUCAUCCUUGGCGCACACUCGUCCAACCGUCCAACGCCCACGUCGGAAGAGACAGGCAGCGCGGGCCUCUCUGUCGAAGCACUUGCGUUGGCAGGCGCCGGCGCAAACAUCGACGAGUACAAAUACGCGGUCAUUUUCCUCGACAACCAGAUGCCUGUGCUGUCGGGUCUCAACGCUGUCGCGCGACUGCGUGAGAUAGGGCGCAAGGACUUUGUGGUUGGUGUCACUGGCAAUGCCCUGCUCAGUGAUCAGCAAGAGUACCUUGAGGCUGGCGUUGAUCGUGUCCUAACGAAACCGGUCUACGAAAAGAGCCUGAAGAACGUACUCGCCUUUGCUGACGAGCGACGCAGGCGCGGCUACACUCCAAUAUCUGAGCAGCCGGACCCCUCAGCUCCACCAUGA
Messenger RNA from Phanerochaete carnosa HHB-10118-sp, 3210 nucleotides. RefSeq lists its product as uncharacterized. The record is from RefSeq and is a predicted model, not a curated record. Gene Ontology annotation, biological process: protein autophosphorylation; phosphorelay signal transduction system. The coding region runs from base 1 to 3210 and encodes 1069 amino acids. NCBI's taxonomy places the organism in Eukaryota, Fungi, Basidiomycota, Agaricomycetes, Polyporales, Phanerochaetaceae. Gene Ontology annotation, molecular function: histidine phosphotransfer kinase activity; phosphorelay sensor kinase activity. The transcript has 11 exons.